AUGAUACGCGAGUGCGAUUCUUCCGAGUACGACCUAUGGAGGGAGGCUGCUGGAGGGAAGAAGAAGGAUCGAGUCUACAAGCUCAAGCCACAGGGAUUGGAGCUGGAGCUGGAGGCCAACAUAGAGGCCAAGUUGAAGGCCGAUUUAGAUUCCUUUCCACAAUGGAUGAGGGGGCGUGACAAGACAGCGAUAACAUUGGAGGAGGGGGAAGCGGCGAAGGUUUUCAACAGCUCACUAUAUGUGAGCUUGGAUGAAGUAACGAAAGCAAAUCUCUUCUACUACUUUGUAGAAUCAGAGAGAAACCCUAGAGAGGACCCUCUUAUUCUAUGGCUCACAGGAGGCCCCGACUGCACGUCCGUUUACGCUAUGUGCCCAAUUCGAUUCAAGAUUGCCCCCUAUGAUGGAAUUCUACCUACGUUAGUAUAUAAUCCUUAUACUUGGACAAACUUUCAGAUCUCCAACAUUAUCUUCUUAGACAGGCCUGCCUUUUCUGGAUUCUCAUUCUUAAGAAAUGUUGAAAAGUAUAACGGAGAUGACAUUAGAUCUUCAAAAGAAAUCUACAAUUUUCUUAGGAAGUGGUUUUUGGAUCACCCGCUUUUUCUCUCAAAUCCUUUCUAUGUUGGGGGCAAUUCAUACGGUGGCAAGCUGGUACCAAUUGCGGCUUACAGCGUAGCUGAAGGAUGGAUAACUUUUUUACUCCAAGAUGCCAAGGGGAAUCUGGCAGGCCAGAGACGGUUAAUGCAGCUGAGGCAGACAGAUACAUAUGCCAGUUAUCUUGCUUACCACUGGGCAAACCACAAUGACACCAGAGUUGCUCUCCAUGUCAAGGAGGGGACCGUGAAGGAAUGGCAGAUCUGUGAAGCUGACUUCAACUACGAAGUUAAACUUAUCAAUAGCAGCAUACCUUAUCAUCAUGCUUUAAUAAGCAGAGGAUACCGAUCUCUGGUUUUCAGUGGCGACCAUGAUUUGGUUGUUCCAUUUUCUGGAACAAUGGAAUGGAUAGAUUCUUUCAACUUGUUGGUCAACGAGCCGUGGCCUUCGCGGCCUGUUGCCGGCCAAGUUGGAGGGUGAGUUACUGAGAACUGUGAAGGCUAAUUUUCUUACUUAUUAUUCUACUAAUUCUCACACUACUUUGAUUAUUUGUAUUUAUUUUAGAAACACUGUGAUAUACUCGAACAGUUUAACGUUUGCAACUGUGAAGGUAAAAGGUUAUUCCAUCUUUUUGAAUUUAGAGAAAUAGGUAAUUACUUGUUUUUUUUUUCCUACACGGUGGCGGUCAUGAGCCGUCGAAUUAUGGAAACCGCUGCCAUUUUUUUAUAGGUGGAUUUCUGAUAAACCUUUGUAACUUGAUAUGAUUGUAGAAUUUAUGUUGAUUGGAAGGGAGGGAUAUCUAAAUUGUUUUGAUGGAAGAAAAGAGUGGUUAACAAGAGGUGAAGUGAA
Messenger RNA from Phalaenopsis equestris, 1440 nucleotides. Its product is annotated as serine carboxypeptidase-like 18. The record is from RefSeq and is a predicted model, not a curated record. Bases 1 to 1071 code for a protein of 356 amino acids. The transcript has 9 exons. NCBI's taxonomy places the organism in Eukaryota, Viridiplantae, Streptophyta, Magnoliopsida, Asparagales, Orchidaceae. Gene Ontology annotation, biological process: proteolysis; secondary metabolic process. Gene Ontology annotation, molecular function: acyltransferase activity, transferring groups other than amino-acyl groups; serine-type carboxypeptidase activity.